CGUCCCCCCUCCCCCUGCAUCGCUCUGCUGCGUUUGACUCUCCAGCAGGCAGCAGCCUUUGCUUUUGCCCCGUGCUGACCAUUUCUCUGGUGUGCACUUCACCUGAGGGCGCUCUCGGAUUCCCACCGGAUUUGAUGCGCGCACCUUCAGCUUCAAAUUCUCGGCCUUUUUGCCGCCUGGCAAAAGCUGCUGUGUCAUAGCUUUUGUUUCUUCUUAAUGUGGACGAGAUCACUGUUCGCCCUAAUUAUUUCCGCACUUGUUUAACCCACGGGCUGUUUUAUGUGUUGCUUUUGAAUUGCUCGAUCCCUUUUGCUGCUCCUCGUCUUCUUCAUGGGAAUGUAUGUUUCCUUUGCUCGGCCUUGCUCUCUGCUGUGCUCUGCUGUAACGGACGCAGCCUCUGGUUGUAGCACACCACACCCCUUCUGUUAUUUUGGAGAAACUGGAAGCGUUUCGGGUUUGGAAUUUGGCACCUAGCUUGAAUGCCACCGAAACCAUUUUGGAGCUGAGUAGGGCUCAUUAAGUGAUCUCUGGCAAAUGAUUGAGCAAGCAGUGCAGAACUUGUACUUAGCAAAAUAGUAAAUUGCCAAGGCUGUUGUAAUGGGGGCAAAUGGUCAUCAUGAACCUCGCAGAGGAUGUAAUGGCACCGUCUGCAAUGGUAGUAUAAGACCACUCGAUUACUUUGGUGAUGUAGAUCCAUGGACGGCUUGGGCAUACAAGCCUCGAACGAUCUCGCUCUUGCUGACGGGAACAUGCCUUUUAAUUUGGGCAAGUGGUGCUCUCGAUCCAGAAAGGAGCUCAUCUGCUGAUCGUGUUUGGUCAGUCAAGAGGGGUGUAUUUGCGAUGAUUGCUGUUUUUUUGGCUUACUCUUUUCUUCAGGCACCUUCAACUGGACUCAUUAGACCACAUCCUGCCAUUUGGAGGCUUGUUCAUGGGAUGACAGUUGUUUACCUUGUCGCCCUCACUUUCUUGCUUUUUCAGACUCGUGAUGAUGCUAGGCAAUUCAUGAAGUAUCUUCAUCCUGAUCUUGGUGUCGAAUUGCCUGAAAGAUCUUAUGGAACUGAUUGUCGCAUAUAUGUCCCUGAUCAUCCAAAAAGCAGGUUUAACAAUGUUUAUGAGAUCAUUUUUGAUGAAUUUGUUAUAGCUCAUAUCCUUGGAUGGUGGGGUAAGGCUAUAAUGAUACGAAACCAACCACUUUUGUGGGUCUUGUCAAUUGGUUUUGAGUUAAUGGAGCUCACUUUUCGUCAUAUGUUGCCAAAUUUCAAUGAGUGCUGGUGGGAUAGCAUUGUCCUAGACAUAUUGAUAUGCAAUUGGUUUGGUAUUUGGGCUGGAAUGAAAACCGUGCAGUACUUCGAUGGGAGGACAUACGAAUGGGUUGGUUUGAGCCGCCAACCCAACAUUAUCAGUAAGGUAAAAAGGAUGCUGGGACAGUUCACACCAGCACAGUGGGACAAGGACGAGUGGCAACCUACGCUGGGUCCUUGGAGAUUCAUCCAGGUGCUGAGCCUUUGUGUUGUUUUCAUGGCUGUCGAACUGAACACGUUCUUCCUCAAGUUCUGCCUGUGGAUUCCUCCGCGGAACCCUUUGGUCGUGUAUCGGUUGGUCCUUUGGUGGUUAAUCGCGAUACCGACCAUCCGGGAGUACAAUACCUACUUGCAAGACAGCAAACCAUUUAAAAAGGUGGGAUCCUUCUGCUGGCUUUCCCUGGCUAUAUGCAUUGUAGAGCUCCUGAUCUGCAUCAAGUUUGGGCAUGGUCUGUUUCCGAGGUCAAUGCCUUCGUGGUUGGUUACGUUCUGGUCAGCAGUCGCCUUGCUUCUUGCGCUCUUUGUGUGGACAUGGAAAUACCGAACAGUGAAAAGGAAAAGGGUAUAAUUGUUACAAAGGAAUGUUUAUUUUGCCUCCAUUCUUUACCCAAUUCGGUGUUACCGUGUACAUAAAAAAUCUAUUCAAAUUGUGUACAUGUAGCAGUAGUAGUCAGUUUUGGUGAUCUGAAGAGGAUUAUCCAUGGUAAUUUUUUUUUGCCUUGUUUGUCUUCCUAUUUUCCGUCAGCAAAGUAUUUUGACCGGCUCUUAGAUGUGGAUUUUAA
Zea mays is the source of this 2083-nucleotide messenger RNA. Its product is annotated as CDP-diacylglycerol--serine O-phosphatidyltransferase 1. Bases 598 to 1869 code for a protein of 423 amino acids. Gene Ontology annotation, molecular function: L-serine-phosphatidylethanolamine phosphatidyltransferase activity. Lineage: Eukaryota; Viridiplantae; Streptophyta; Magnoliopsida; Poales; Poaceae. The record is from RefSeq and is a predicted model, not a curated record. Gene Ontology annotation, biological process: phosphatidylserine biosynthetic process. The transcript is spliced from 13 exons.